AUGUAUCACCUUCUUUUCUCGUUCGUCGUGGCCUUGUGCCUGUACACGCGCUGCACGGUCGCUGCUUUAACCUCGAGUGAAAUUGCCAACUCCCUCAAUGAACUAGCACAGCAAGGAUUUGCUGCCAAGGAUCUCGUAUUGGUAAUCAAUUCCACUGCUGGCGCUGGUCCAAUUCCAGAUAUAUAUACUCAGAUGGACACGAUGGUCGCUGUGGUUCUAACAGAUGUAAACUUUAUGACGAACACGCCGAUCAUUACCGGUCAGGUGGAACAGCAGGAUGUCUACGAGGGAUACUCAAAUUUCGUACAAUCACUCCUCCAGCUCAUGGACGCCUUCUCGAGCAGCGCAGCCCAGUUGAAAUCCAUCGACCAAACAACCAAGUACAAAGUCCCCUCUGAAAUUCGCAUCAUGGAAAGUGCCGUUGACGCCUUCUUCUACAACAUUAUCGGCCUCUUCCCAGCCAACAGCCCGUACAACGCCCAGGCCACCAACCAGAAAGCCCAGGUGGACACGCAUUGCUUCCAGGCUGUCUGGGCAUUUGACCUCGGUGAUAGCAAGGGUAAUCAGACUACUUAUCAAGCCCGCAGCCGCUCCCUUCACUCUCGAUGGACGAAGCGCAGCUCCUUGUGA
Molecule: messenger RNA, 630 nt
Organism: Penicillium concentricum
Lineage: Eukaryota; Fungi; Ascomycota; Eurotiomycetes; Eurotiales; Aspergillaceae
Exons: 4
Coding region: 1-630 (209 amino acids)
Source: RefSeq, a predicted model, not a curated record